Adineta steineri is the source of this 960-nucleotide messenger RNA. The record is from the annotation of a GenBank genome assembly. NCBI's taxonomy places the organism in Eukaryota, Metazoa, Rotifera, Eurotatoria, Adinetida, Adinetidae.
AUGUUGUAUUUCAUCGUCUUCAUCUUAUUGUCUUCAAUAUCGACUCAACUUGCCGAUGGUCUGGUGUGUGCCACUAAUUGUGAUUACUCCAGUAAUCUCGAACAUAUAGUAUUACCAUCUUGUAAUACUACCGAUAAACCUGUUAGUGAACAAAGUUGCCGAGUUUUAUUAGAUAUUGAUUAUAUCACUGGUGCGGUUACUGGACAAUUUAAUCCUACAAAACUACCAAAAUCUGCUAAUUUCGCUGGACUAACUGCUUUCUCACUUUAUAAUGAAUCAGUGACUCUAAGAAUCGAGUUUGAUUGUUUCACAUCAGAUGAAUGUGAUUUAUUAUUUGCUAAAAAUGUUUUAAAUAGUAACUGGACCGAAGUUCAAACUGAAGUAAAAAGUUUAAGAAGUGAUUUAGCUGAUAAGCUCUUUAAUUCGACGGAUCUACGACCUAAUGAUACUUGCACAAAUAAUCAACCAUGUUCAGGUGAAGGAUUCUGCCAAACAGAUUUUCAGUAUUGGUCAGAUACUGCACAUCCCGCAAUCAGGAGUACAUGUGCAAAUUCGACAGAACAGCCAAUUCUUAAUUGGCUUGAAGCACUAGAUCAAGCUAAGGUAGGUGACAUUCUGCUGUAUACCUGCAAUACACCUAAAUGUGCAUCACAAAAUUCAGUUCUAAGUGUGGUUCGAGUGAUUUCAGAAAAAUAUGCUUUACCAUUUAAUGUGACAAUACCAAUAACAACGACUACUAUCACUACCACGACCACCACCACACCGGCCUCUACCAUAUCAACGACAUCAACAACAUCGACACGAAAACCUUGGUUGACUAUUCAUUUUCCACCACGACGAGGAUACUACUGGUAUCAAUUAGAUUAUAAAUUUUCUCAUCAUCCAUAUAUUAUUCGUAUUCAAAAUGUUUAUCGUAAAUUAAGGCCGCGUGAAUUCUUGCAAAAUACUUUUAAAAUUUAA